Messenger RNA from Diplodia corticola, 1440 nucleotides. Its product is annotated as dihydrolipoamide acetyltransferase component of pyruvate dehydrogenase. Lineage: Eukaryota; Fungi; Ascomycota; Dothideomycetes; Botryosphaeriales; Botryosphaeriaceae. Gene Ontology annotation, biological process: pyruvate decarboxylation to acetyl-CoA. Gene Ontology annotation, molecular function: dihydrolipoyllysine-residue acetyltransferase activity. The coding region runs from base 1 to 1440 and encodes 479 amino acids. The record is from RefSeq and is a predicted model, not a curated record. Gene Ontology annotation, cellular component: pyruvate dehydrogenase complex. The transcript has 4 exons.
AUGUCCGCCGCCGCCGUCCUCUCGCGUAGCUCCUGCCUGCGCGCCACUGCUGGCCUCCGCGCUCUGCCCAGGUCGCAGCUGUUCUCCGCACGAUCGGCGCCCGCCAUUUCAGCUCUCGCCCGCUACUAUGCAUCCAAAUCUUUCCCCCCGCACUCGGUCGUGAGCAUGCCCGCGCUGUCGCCGACCAUGACGGCCGGCAACAUCGGCGUGUGGCAGAAGAAGCCGGGCGACACCAUCUCCCCCGGUGAAGUUCUCGUGGAGAUUGAGACGGACAAGGCGCAGAUGGACUUUGAGUUCCAGGAGGACGGUGUCCUCGCCAAGGUCCUCAAGGACUCUGGCUCCAAGGAUGUCGCUGUCGGCAGCCCUAUUGCCGUCAUGGUUGAGGAGGGCGGCGACGUCUCUGCCUUUGCUGAUUUCACCGCUGCGGAUGCUGGUGGCGACAAGGGCAGUGCUGCCCCGCCCAAGGAGGAGCCCAAGUCCGAGGCUCCCGCUCCUUCUGAGGCUCCUAAGCAGGAGGCUCCCGCCGCCCAGGAGUCCGAGUCCACCGGUGCCCGUCUCCAGCCCGUCCUUGAGCGUGAGCCCGUCAUCUCUCCCGCUGCUAAGAAGCUCGCGCUCGAGAAGGGCGUCGCGAUCAGCCAGAUCAAGGGCUCCGGCCCCGCUGGCCGUGUUACUCUGGCCGACGUUGAGAAGUUCCAGGCUGCUGCCCCGGCUGCUGCUGGCUCCGCCGCCUCGUACGAGGAGGUGCCCGCCAGCGGCAUGCGCAAGGUCAUUGCCACCCGCAUGGCGCAGUCGCUGCGCGAGAACGCGCACUACUACGUUUCUUCGUCCAUCUCGGUCAGCAAGCUGCUCAAGCUCCGCACCGCCUUGAACGCCACCGCCGAUGGUGCGUACAGGCUGUCGGUCAACGACUUCAUCAUCAAGGCCUGCUCUGUCGCGCUCAAGAAGGUGCCCACGGCCAACGCGUCUUGGAUCGAGGAGGGCGGCCAGGCCGUCAUUCGCCAGCACAACAACGUCGACAUUUCGGUCGCGGUUGCCACGCCCACUGGUCUGAUCACCCCCAUUGUCAAGAACGUCACUGGUCUCGGUCUUCAGUCCAUCUCGGCGCAGGUCAAGGACCUGGGCAAGCGCGCCAAGGAGAACAAGCUCAAGCCUGAGGAGUUCCAGGGUGGCACCUUCACCGUGUCGAACAUGGGCAUGAACGACGCGGUUGAGCGCUUCACGUCGAUCAUCAACAGCCCCCAGGCUGCCAUCGUUGCCAUCGGCACGACCAAGAAGGUUGCCAUCCCUGCUGAGACGGAGGAGGGCACCGGUAUCGAGUGGGACGACCAGAUUGUGAUUACUGGUUCUUUCGACCACAGGGUCGUUGAUGGCGCGGUUGGUGGCGAGUUCAUGAAGGCUCUCAAGAAGGUGCUUGAGAACCCUCUGGAGCUUCUCCUGUAA